GAGAAAAGAUCGCAAAGAGAUAAUUUUAAUGAAUUUUGUUAUGUUAUUAUAUUCAAAUUUUUUAUAUUGAUACUUUCAUAUUCAUAAAGAACUGUUACUAAAAAUAUUUGUAAAUAUGUUAACCGCCGCAAAAGUUCGUAUUCAUGGAAUGCAGGAUGAAAAUUGGGUGAUAAAGGACAAGAUAAAUCAAUAUAGGGGACUCAUAAAACUGUAUGAACGUGAUCGCAAGAUCCAUGAAGGAGACUUAGCCAAACAAAAGAAGCGAUACUUACGUGACAUAAAACAGCUUCGUAAAGAUAUCUCGACAAAACGCGACGAGCUCGGCGUAGCUGUCUAUGGAGACAAACAGUUUUUAAGAAAUGCAUUUCAGGAACACAAGAGAUUGCAGCUUACCUAUAUGAAUAGUCAGGCCGAUAAAGUACUGGAAAGUAUACAUCAAGAGAAUUUCAACAAACGAAAGCAGCUCGAUAGGAUAAGAUACACGAAAAAGAAUAAAAUGGAAAAGUUUCGUUUAACUCAGCUAGAGUCGGCCGAGUUACGUGAUCGCCUUAUAUAUGAAGUCGGUGGGAAGUUACCAGCGGAGAAGAAAGAACAAGCUGUCGCUAAUUAUGUACAGCGAGCUAAUAUAAAGAAGAAUGCUGCCUUAGCCAUCAAGGUUAUGUAUAAGAAAAUUCUGGAUAUACUGAAAAAGGACUCGUCAUACUUUACUGUCGUACUGGAAGCAUUAAAAUUGGACUGUCGAGCUCAAGGCAAAUGCUUAAUGGGUGCUACAGAAAUGGGUCAGCUUGCGAUGGAAUAUCUGGACGACAGAAAAUUCGAAUUCAGUAAAUUGGAGAAAGAGAUCAAGGCUAACAUGAAGGAGAGAGAAAGAACACUGAAGUUGGUUCGACGUGAAGUAGCUUAUUUGACAGAUUCUUUCCCAAAUUUAAUAAGGAAAGAAGAAGCAACAAAUCUUGACGAUUUAUAUGAAGAUGAAGAUGCGGGCAGUAAACACUCUGUUCACUGGGAAUUAGAGGAGGUGAUGGGAAUUUGCAAGUCUCUCCAAAAGGCUACUUUAGUGUCGUCAUUUGAACAAAUACUUCUUAGGUUAAAGGAGCAGCACUAUCAAACAGAGCGACUUAUGAUGCAAUUGACUGUAAAUGGCUUAAAGAGGGAUGCAUUGAUUGAAGACCGCAAGCAUGCUAUUAUAAUGCUGGACUCUUUAAAGAAUGUCGGACAAGAGAGAACUGCUCAAUAUAUCCAAGAUAAGAAUCAUCUUCAAGCACAAAUAGAUACGGAAGACCGCGAAGAAAAGAAUCUCAUGAAAUCCUUACAUGAAAAAGGAAAGGUUAUAAUUGAAAUGAAAACGUCAUUGCAACAAAUUAACGAAUUGCUUUCCAGCGUAGGAGCACCUAAUGCACCAAGACCCUUCACCAAUGUACCACCGGCCAUCCAAUACGCAUUGGACGAGAUGGUACAGCCCGUCCCAGAACUGGAGGCUGACUUUGACAAAUUAAUAUUAACUGCAAGGCAGAAGCUAAACAUCCUGAUUCAAGCAGUGGCUAAAAUGGAUAUUACACCUGAAGUGAAAGAGAAUGCCAAGUGUUUUUAUCACAACAUCCUGGCGAGGUAUAUGAGGGACAAUUACAAGGAAGAAACUGUCGCAGAAGGAGGUUUGAUUGAAUUUGAAAUGGAAGACCCGAACGUGCCCGGUCAUGCUGUCAUAAAGCUCAGAAGUAAACAACUGGUGGAUGCACAAGUCAGCGAGUUUGACGUACCCGACGCGCCUCCCAGGAAAUGAAUUGUGACAUAGAACGGACUGGCGAAUAUUAUUUACUCUAUUUUACAAAUUCAACACAUGUUACUAAUG
Achroia grisella is the source of this 1849-nucleotide messenger RNA. RefSeq lists its product as uncharacterized. The record is from RefSeq and is a predicted model, not a curated record. Gene Ontology annotation, biological process: cilium movement; outer dynein arm assembly. The coding region runs from base 116 to 1780 and encodes 554 amino acids. Gene Ontology annotation, cellular component: cilium. NCBI's taxonomy places the organism in Eukaryota, Metazoa, Arthropoda, Insecta, Lepidoptera, Pyralidae. The transcript has 11 exons.